CGUCACCGGGCCAGCUGUUCAGCCCAAACAAUCCUUUGUCGCGUAGAUGAAGGUUGUUUGUGGUUUGAGGAGCGCGUGAGACGUAGGUGCUUCCGCGGGCGCAGUUUUGAAGUUAUGUGGUGAUGCAGCCAAGUGGGCUGGAUGGACGGCUGCCGGUGUUCGUGUUCCCUCCUUCCAUCACGGUGUACCUGGCCGACCCCAGCACGCACAAGCAGAUUGUUACCCUCUAUAACCCCUAUGACUUCACUAUCUCCUAUCAAGUACUAUGCAACGCUCCAAGCCGCUACACUGUUGACACCCCCCAUGGAGCGAUCCGAGCAAAGCGUUCUGUAGACAUUAUCGUCAGGCAUAUAGAUGUGUCACUGAGCAAUGUGCAGACUCCGGAUAAGCUUCGUAUUCAGAUCACGGAAGAAGGAAAGAGACAGGUCCUAGGCAGGAAGGACAUCCCAGUAACAUUGGUGAAGGGAGUCCCAGAAGCCCGGAGUGGGACAGAAAGCGACUGCUUUGAGUCCGUCCGCGCUCCUUCCUCUCGUGCAGCCGCAGGAGCAGCUACCUCAGAUACUGCUCAACACCAGCAUCAACGACAACAUGCUUUUGGAGCAAAUCAAGGAAACACGGGUCCCAGUUUGGUCCUGGUCAGCGCUGCUGUGGUCUGCCUGCUAGGCCUACUAAUGCCCACGGAAGGCGACCAGACCCCAACACGCAUCCCGCAGUACCUCCACCUCAAUGCCAACAUCAAAAUUGUGCUCGCCUAUGUGCUCGGACUCUUAACAUACGCCAUCCUGCGAGUGGGGUGACAGCAACGAAGACGAAAAGAAGAAAAAUUUAUUCCCAGUGGAAGUGAAAGCUAUGCGACCUUUUGUAAUUUCAAACAUAAUAAUUCACCAUGUCUUGGCAUCUUAGAACAAACAGUAAUCUCUUUGGCAGAGAGGAAGGGAUGCAGGAACAAUUUUUAGAUAUCUCCAACAUCAUUUCAAUUUUUUUUCUAUGCUUGAAUUGAUGUCCUUUUUCCUUGGAUACAAUUUCCUUCUUUCAUUAUCAUGGCCUUGCAUUGCUUGUGUGUUCAUCCUGUCUCUAAGGGUAGACAUAGCUUUAAGUAAAUCUUUACUUUGGGAGGGGAGGAGAGAACCAACAGCUGUGAGGAUAGAAUAAUAUUAAUAUGUAAAGUAUCAUGUUGUAAAUAAGAUAGGAGUCAAGAGUUUUCCUUAUCAUUUCCCCCAUUGCAGCUAACUUGACUCUUGAGUGGUUCAUAUUAGGGGUGGGAAGAUGCAGAUGAACUAGGCUGCACUUUUUUAGUUUUGAGAUGCAGGAGAUAGUUUGCACAUUAAUGAACAAAUAUGGAAUUAACCAAGGGAGAAAAGAUAAGAUAUUAGAGAGCAAAGACAUAGAAAGAUCAUAAUGGAUAGAGAGGCUUUUUUUCCAUGCAUACAACAAAGCUUACACUUAGAAACAGAAGGAAGGAAUGCAACAUAUAUUUUAGAACACUUUAGUCAACGAAGGGGUAACAGGUUGAAGAAGUAAAGAUAAAAUGGAUAAAUGAUAUACAUGUAUACAUGUUCCUCUGUAUAUGUAUUCUCGAAGCUCAUUUUUUGUACGAAACUAAAUGUAAUUUUCCUUUUUUCCAUACUAUUUUUUUCAUUGUCACAAUACUAGGCUAGAUGUGAUAUGCUUAAGAAAUCAAUUGUGUUCAUUGCUACACCAGGCUUGUAUUCUAAGCUAUUUGGAUUUUUUUAUAUACAUAUGUAUCAAUGGAUAUGUAAAGUCCUAAUAAAGACUUGCCAUAAACACAUUUUACAAAGAGAAGAAAAAAAAGUUUUAUAGCUAUUGAAAAUAAUCUUGUGCUGUAGUUUGAUGAUAAAAGUAUUUGAUAUUGUA
This is a messenger RNA of Penaeus indicus, 1875 nucleotides long. RefSeq names its product motile sperm domain-containing protein 1-like. Gene Ontology annotation, cellular component: cytoplasm. The record is from RefSeq and is a predicted model, not a curated record. Bases 123 to 797 code for a protein of 224 amino acids. Lineage: Eukaryota; Metazoa; Arthropoda; Malacostraca; Decapoda; Penaeidae. The transcript is spliced from 6 exons.